AAGAAGCCGAAUCGCGUUCUGCAUCUCACCACUGUCCCGCUUUGCCCUCUCAAAGGCGGCUCUCAAUUACGUCUCUUCUUCACGCCGGCUCUUAACAGAGUUACGCAAGCCUGCAGAGGCUCUCGUUCUCGCGCGCGUUAGGGUUCGUCGCAAUCGGUGUGCAAGAAAAGAAAAAAAAUAAGGAGCGCAAUGGCGGGAGGCGGCGGCGAUAAUACGGCUCCGGGAAUGGCGAUGGAGGUGGAAGCGCAGGCGAGCCCGUGCCCGGGGCCCUCACCUCCCCCACUGUCCGGUUCCCCAACCCCAUCUUCUGAUUCUGGUAGCAACAGCGUCGCCUCCUCGAUGCGGCUGGGCCUCAGGAACAGCAUCCAGACCAACUUCGGCGACGACUACGUCUUCCAGAUCGCUUCUUGCCAGGAGAUCUCGACGCUCGCAGUUUCGUUGUCAACAAAUGCACUGAAAUUUUAUUCUCCAGCAACCGGACAAUAUUUGGGGGAGUGUACUGGACAUAUAGGAACAAUCCAUGAAAUUUCUUUUUCAGCUCCCUCGUCACCACACGUAGUAUGUUCCUCUUCUUCUGAUGGAACUGUUAGAGCUUGGGACACGAGAUGCUAUAAGCAGAUAUCUUUGCUAAGUGGUGGUGCCUCACAUGAAAUGUUUAGCUUUUCCUUUGGUGGAUCAAGUGGUAACCUGCUUGCUGCUGGUUCUAAUUCCCAGGUUCUAUUGUGGGAUUGGAGAAGUUCAAAACAGCUAGCCUGCUUAGAGGAAUCCCACAUGGAUGAUGUGACACAGGUCAGAUUUGCACCAAAUCAACAGAGUAGACUCAUUUCUGCAGCCGUUGACGGAUUAGUAUGCGUCUUCGACACUGACGGUGAUAUUGAUGAGGACAAUCAUCUGCUAUCUGUUAUGAAUGUGGAGACCUCUGUUGCUAAGGUGGGGUUUUAUGGAAAUAUGUAUCAGAAGCUUUGGUGUUUAACCCAUAUUGAAACGCUAAGUACUUGGGACUGGAAUGAAGGGAAUAGAGAAUUGAACAUAGAGGAUGCUCGUUCCUUGGCCACAGAUAAGUGGAACCUUGAUCACGUGGACUAUUUCGUUGACUGUCACUACUCACUGCCUGACGACCGGUUAUGGGCAAUUGGUGGCACAAGUGCGGGGACAUUAGGUUACUUCCCUGUGAAAAAUGAUCCUGCAGGAGUAAUCGGUUCGGCAGAGGCUAUCCUUGAAGGAGGCCACACAGGAGUUAUCAGGACCAUAUAUCCAGCCGGAAGCAGCCAUCAGAAUCUUGGGCAAAAUAGGGGCAUCUUUGGGUGGACAGGAGGUGAAGACGGUCGUCUAUGUUGCUGGCGUUCUGAGGAAACAGCAGCAGCAAACAAGUCUUGGAUCUCUAGCAUGCUUGUAUCACGGGCACAAAAGAGAAUCAGAAGCAGCCGACAUCAGCCCUACUAACCAUUAACAUGUCCAGUCCCUUGGUUAACAUCAUUGUAACUUUUAUUGAUGCUGUUUGGACGCUUCAUCUGAUUUUUGUCCUGAUAUGUACCAUAAUCAAGUUUACCAUAAUUGUUUUUGAAAAAAAAUAUACAUGCAACUCGUUUUGAAUGGC
Messenger RNA from Brachypodium distachyon (stiff brome), 1597 nucleotides. Its product is annotated as WD repeat-containing protein GTS1. The transcript has 8 exons. Bases 190 to 1443 code for a protein of 417 amino acids. The record is from RefSeq and is a predicted model, not a curated record. Gene Ontology annotation, molecular function: protein binding. NCBI's taxonomy places the organism in Eukaryota, Viridiplantae, Streptophyta, Magnoliopsida, Poales, Poaceae.